Messenger RNA from Quercus lobata, 1653 nucleotides. RefSeq names its product receptor kinase-like protein Xa21. The record is from RefSeq and is a predicted model, not a curated record. Lineage: Eukaryota; Viridiplantae; Streptophyta; Magnoliopsida; Fagales; Fagaceae. Gene Ontology annotation, biological process: protein phosphorylation. The coding region runs from base 1 to 1653 and encodes 550 amino acids. Gene Ontology annotation, molecular function: protein binding; ATP binding; protein kinase activity. The transcript has 5 exons.
AUGAACAAACUAUCAUUUGUAGAAAACCGAUUUGAAGGUGUUUUGCCCAGUUCUAUAAGCAACUUGUCAACACAACUCACAGAAUUAUAUUUGGAUGGCAAUAAAAUAUCUGGAACUAUUCCUGUAGCAAUGCAGAAUCUCAUCAACUUAAUUGGCUUGGGUAUGGAGUAUAAUCUUCUCACAGGUACGAUACCUACUUCUUUUGGGAAGUUUCAGAAGAUGCAAAAACUGAGUUUACAGGGAAACAAAUUGUCAGGGAAAAUCCCAAGUUCUAUUGGCAACCUCACUCAAUUGGCUGAAUUGUUUUUGUCUCAAAACAAUUUAGAAGGAAGCAUUCCACCAAGUACUGACAGCUUGAAGAAUAUUAAUUCACUAGAUGUCUCUAAAAACAAUUUGUCUGGUGAAAUUCCUACAACAAUUGGAAAUUGCUUGAACUUAGUGUACCUAGGCUUGCAAGGGAAUUCCUUUAAUGGGACCAUACCUUCAUCAAUGGCUUCCUUGAAAAGCCUUGAACAUUUAGAUGUUUCACAAAACAACUUAUCAGGAUUAAUUCCAAAAGGUCUAGAGAAACUUUCAUUUUUAAAAUAUUUGAACAUUUCGUUCAACAAUAUUGAGGGUGAGUUUCAUCCUUUCUUGUUCUUUAUUGGAGGAAAAAAAUCAAAAAAGAAACCAUCUUCUAUAGUCUCAAAUAUUGAUCUCCUUCCAACAAUUUCAUACAAAAUGCUCCAUCAAGCGACUAAUGGAUUUUCUCUCGACAAUUUGAUUGGAUCUGGCAGUUUUGGAUCAGUAUAUAAAGGAGUUCUUGAUCAAGAGGAAAGAUUAGUUGCUAUAAAAGUUCUUAACCUUCAAAACAAAGAUGCUUCGAAGAGUUUUAUGUCAGAAUGCAAAGUAUUAAGAAAUGUUCGGCAUCGAAAUCUUAUAAAGAUCUUAACAUGUUGCUCUAGUAUAAAUUAUAAUGGUGAUGAUUUCAAAGCUCUAGUUUUUGAAUUCAUGGCAAAUGGGAGCUUGGAAAUGUGGCUGCAUCCGAUGACAGAUAGCGACAAUCAAUCAAAAAAUUUGAGCAUUCUUCAAAGACUAAUUAUUGCAAUUGAUGUGGCUUUUGCUUUAAACUAUCUUCACAAUCAUUGUGAGCAAAAAAUCAUUCAUUGUGAUUUAAAGCCAAGCAAUAUUCUUCUUGAUAGUGAUAUGAUUGCUCAUGUAAGUGAUUUUGGCUUAUCAAGGCUCCUCACAACUUCGAAUGAUUCUUCCCAAAAGUAUACUAGCACAAUUGGAUUAAAGGGAUCUAUUGGUUAUGCUGUUCCAGAGUAUGGCAUGGGCGGUGAAGGGAUGCUCAUUCAAGUUGUCGACCCAGUGCUUUUGCCAAGAGAAGUUGAAGGAAUGGGAGUAGCAACUGCAGCAAUGAUGGCAACAAAAGAAGAUGACAAUGACAAUGAAAUUGAAGUAGAAGAAGCUAAUAAUACUGAGGACUUUAGGCAUAUUGAUGUGGAUAUGCAAAAAUGCUUACUCUCAGUCCUUAAUAUUGGAAUCUUAUGUUCAUUGGAAUCUCCAAAAGAGAGAAUCAAUAUGGAGGAAGUCAUUAAGGAACUACAAAUGAUAAAAAGUACUUUGUUGGUUCGGGGAUUCGCAAAGGUAGACCAAGUAGAGCUCAAGUAA